CAUGCCAUUCACUAGGUUCAAUUGGAUCGAUUUUCAUCAGUAGAUGAGGCAUUGGACAAUGGAAUGGAAUGCUUGGAUUCCUUGUUGUCUAAGGUUCAUGAUAUAAUCAAUCCAAGACUAUCUUCUGGCUCAAUAGAACUAAAUGCUCAGAGGCUCCAUCAUAAGUUAGAGGUUUCGCGUCUAACAACUGAAGCAUAUAAAACAGCCGUAAAGAAGGCAAAGGAGCAUAUUUUAGAUGGUGACAUACACCAAGUUGUUCUAAGUCAGCGGUUUGUAAGGAGAACUUUCUCAGAUCCAUUUGAUGUUUAUAGGGCAUUGAGUAUCGUGGAUCCAAGUCCUUUUAUGGCCUAUAUACAAGUUAGGGGGUGUAUCCUUGUUGCUUCAAGCCCUCACAUUCUCACCUAUGCUUGUAAAAAGGUAAAACUGUCACUUUAGUGUAUAUUUAGCUUCUGGAAUUACCCUUAUUUUCUCAUACCCCUGAAUUUUAGAUUUUUUUUUUUUUUUUUUUUGCAGGGAAAGUUUACUAAUUUAACUCUUUCUAAAACUGAGAGAAAAUAUGAGAAAUUUAAGGAGGAUUCUCUGUUAGGAAAGCAGCAUAUUAAUGGCAGUAAACAUCAUGUAGAGGACAUCAGGCAAGCUGACUUGGGAAACAACUAUGUCAAAAAGGUUUAUAUUUUAUCUUCUAUGGCUUACUCUACUUAAUAAAAAGGAAAGUUAACAAAAUAAGGCCUAUAUCAUGCUAGUUCUACAGCCACAGGAAGCUACAACUUAUGUUGACCUAUAACUUAGAUUUAGUUGAGUGUAUUAUCCUGAGGGUGGUGAAGUCUAGUGAUUAUCCCAAACAUGUGUAGAAAUGUAAUAGUGUAGUAUGUUUUAAUAGCAAGUGAAUAAACUAGAUUACCAUAGGUAAUUUGCUCAUAUGCAUGCAUCAUUCUCCCACAUUUACUCAAUUGAUUCAGUCAAGAUGCCCUUUGUAUUUUGGCUUCAUUUAACCACAACAUAGAAAUACCUUUUUACUUGAAGUUUUUAUUCUAUGGAUUAUAAUUUAGUCAAGUCAUUUAGCUAGUCAGUAGCUGGCUCUCAUCUUUACACAGCAUUUGAGAUUCCCUUUUCAACUCAUAAAUUAUUUGGGAAAAUAGCUGAUAAAAAAAUUGGUUAUCUUCUCUUUUCCUUGCAGAUAUGAAGACUUGAAGCCCCCUACUUCGCCAACCCCAACAACUCCUAAUUCAUUGGCCACUUCCAUGGCCUCGGAUGGUGCUGAAUCUCAGACAGCUAGUUUGUCAAAUAAUGGUCCAGUUGAAUCUAUUGAAGCACAAGAUGUAGGGAAUGAGCAGACUUUCGCACAGCCAAAGCCAAGACCACUUUCACCGUAUACAAUGUAAGUCAGUCAACAUUCAAUCUUUCUUUCUUUUUUUUUUUUACCGAAUAUUUUCUGUUUACCAUUUCAAUGGAUAAGAGGUUUCUCAUCUUGCUGGAAUACUAAACUGAAUAUGCACACGUAUAGUAGUAUUGUCCUGAGAGCAGAAUUCCAGUCUUUCUUUUUGGAAACGGUGGUGGUUGCUCAACUAAUUCGACAAAUUGAAAGAUUAUUUAAGUGUGUCUAUAGAUUAGCCUGAUUGUAACUCAUUGAGGCUAGAUGCUAACUAGUUAAAGACAGUUUCAUUGUAGUAUAAUUAUCUGGUAAUCUGGUAUAGAUGAAUACUUUGUAUUAGUAUAUUGUCU
Molecule: messenger RNA, 1722 nt
Organism: Chenopodium quinoa (quinoa)
Lineage: Eukaryota; Viridiplantae; Streptophyta; Magnoliopsida; Caryophyllales; Amaranthaceae
Product: anthranilate synthase alpha subunit 1, chloroplastic-like
Exons: 3
Coding region: 64-435 (123 amino acids)
Biological process (GO): L-tryptophan biosynthetic process
Source: RefSeq, a predicted model, not a curated record